AUGAAGGCGUUUGUGGUGUUUGCCGUUGCCAUGCUGGCCACCGUUUCCGCUGCCCCGUAUCAGCUGAUUCUGAUCGACGAGGCCGACCUUCCGUUGGUGCGAGUAGUGCGCAACGCUCCGGGUGGUGGACUGAGUGGCAGUGCGGCCAACGCGGGUGCUCAGUCGUUUAACCAGGGCUUCGGAGGUGGCUUCCCUGGACACGGCGGUGGCUUGGGAGGACUGUCCGCUUCGGCGGCAAACGCUGGUGCCCAGUCGUUCACGCAGGGAGGUUCAGGAGGCCACGGUGGAUUCCCCGGAUUCGGUGGACUGUCCGGAUCGGCGGCUAACGCUGGUGCUCAGUCGUUCAACCAGGGCGGCGGUGGCCAUGGAGGAUUCGGUGGACUUUCCGGCUCAGCUGCCAACGCCGGCACGCAGUCGUUCACGCAAGGUGGUGGUGGUGGCCAUGGAGGCUUCGGUGGACUGGCUGGAUCGGCGGCUAACGCUGGUGCGCAGUCGUUCACCCAGGGCGGCGGUGGUCACGGAGGACAUGGUGGCUUCCCCGGCUUCGGCGGUUUCUCGGGCUCGGCCGCCAACGCAGCCUCUCAGUCGUUCACCCAGGGUGGUGGCCAUGGAGGAUUCGGUGGUGGACUGGCCGGAUCGGCCGCCAACGCUGGCGCUCAGUCGAUUGUCGCACACUAA
This is a messenger RNA of Anopheles coustani, 678 nucleotides long. RefSeq lists its product as uncharacterized. The record is from RefSeq and is a predicted model, not a curated record. The transcript is spliced from 2 exons. Bases 1 to 678 code for a protein of 225 amino acids. NCBI's taxonomy places the organism in Eukaryota, Metazoa, Arthropoda, Insecta, Diptera, Culicidae.